Molecule: messenger RNA, 2088 nt
Organism: Micromonas commoda
Lineage: Eukaryota; Viridiplantae; Chlorophyta; Mamiellophyceae; Mamiellales; Mamiellaceae
Exons: 1
Coding region: 1-2025 (674 amino acids)
Biological process (GO): peptidyl-lysine monomethylation
Molecular function (GO): protein-lysine N-methyltransferase activity
Source: RefSeq, a predicted model, not a curated record
AUGACCGCCGUCGCGACUACGGCGCACCUUCCCCCGAUGCGCACGCGCACGGGGACGGGCCGCCCGAUGCCCAUCAAGCCCUACCGCCACUUCCUCGUCCAGAAGAACAUGGACAGACGCCUCUCGGGCAAGAACAACAUACAACCCAACCCGCGGGGAGGCGCCCUCCUCUCCCGAGCUCCACCGGCCAUGACCAAAAUAUCGCCCAAGCGCGCCUCCGCGGUGGUGCCGCGCGCGGCGCAGCAUUCCUACGCGGAGUGGUGCAAGGAGCGCGGAGUCGACGCGCCGAACGUAUCCAUCCACUACCUCACGUCAUCCCUCCCGGACGGAGCGGAGACGGAGCGCGGAUGCCUCGUCACCGCCCCCAUCGACGCCGGUAGGUUUCGCGCCCUUCAAAAAGCGCCCCGACUUUUUCUUCGCCACGUCGUCGUUCGCGCGCCCCGCCCCGUCCCUGCGCCGACUCGACCGAUCCCUCCGACCCGAAAGACGCGCCGCUCACGCGCCUCCACCCGAAUCGCACGCGCAGGCCAAGUCAUCGCGCGAUGCCCCGCGUCCAUCGUCUUCGCGCUUCCCCCGUCGCCCCCCAACCCGUUCCCCGAUUUCUGCCCCGACGAUCUCUGGAACGAUCCCCCGGGCGUCGCCCCGGGGCGCCCGGCGCAGGAGCUCCGCAUGGCCCUCGCGCUCAUCAGGGAGCGACGCGCGGGUACCGCCUCGCCGUGGCACGCGUACGUAUCGCAAAUUCCCGACGAGUACGACCUGCUCGGCAUGUGGACAGACGCGCAGUUGGACGAACUCCACGCGCCGAAACUCGUGGACGACGCCAAGCGCCAGCGAGGCGAAAAUUCCGCGGCGGCGUCGGCGGUUUGCGACGCACUCGGCUUGACCCCUGCCGAGGUGCACUGGGGGCUCAACACGGUUCGAUCGAGGUCGUUCCUGGGCAAGUACCCGACCUCGGUGAGCGUGAUGAUGCCCCCGUACGCGGCUGGGACGGAUGCGGCGACGACGCUCGCCGAGUGCGACGCUCGGGAAGAACAAAAAGCGUCACAGCUUGCGGCGGCGGAGGAGGACGCGAGGCGCGCCGCCGAGGCGGCGCGGCACGCGGCUAGCGCCGAGUGCGGCCUCGACCCCGACGAUCCCGCCGGCGUCGCCGUGGCCAGCUGUACCCCGAGCGACGUCAGCCGUCGGUCGGCGGCGCAGCCCGCCGUGUUCGUCGUUCCCUUUCUGGACGCGUUUAAUCAUUCGCCGAGCUCAUCCGACGGCUCUCAAACGGGCGACGCCUCGGGUGGCGCGACGAAGCUGACGUUCACGGACGGCGCGUUCCAGCUCGUGGCGACGCGCGCGAUGACGCCGGGGACGGAGGCGACCAUCUCCUACGGCGCUCACGCCAACGACGAGCUCUUGCUUCGAUUCGGUUUUUGCGUGGAGGGGAGCGAGGAUGAGAAGAUCGCGCUGCCGGGGUGCAUGGACGAGCUCGAGUGGCUCAUGCCGGGUUCCCUGCGCGAGGCGGACAUGAAGGCGGAGGGGUUGCACGCCGCGGUGAAGGACGCCCACCUCACGCACGACGGCGAGGCAUCCCCCGAUCUCCUGUGGGCGCUCAGGGUUCUUCUCGCGAGCGACGACGAGUACGAAGCGCUGGGCGGCGUCCACGGCUUGCGCCGCGAAUUCUCCGGCAUCGAGGAGGUCGGGUCCGGGGCUCAGCUGGCGGCGGAGGCGAGCCUGGCGCUAGCGUGCGAACGCGAGCUCACGGAGAUGGGCGGUCUCGCGGCGUACGACGAGGACCUGGUCAACUUGCACGCCGUCGAGGGCGUGUACGGCGAGGUGGUCGCCGAGUGUUCCCUGGAUUCGGGCGACGUCGAGAGAUGCGGCGGCGACGGCGAGGACGGAAACGACGCCACGUUUUUGCGGCGUCUGCUCUCCGCGUUGUCGUUCAGGGUGAACAGGAAGCGCAUACUGGCGAGGGCGAUGGAGAGGUACACGCCGGGAGGGGUCGGGUUCGUCGACCCCGAGGCUGCGCUCGAGGUUUGAGUCGGGCCGGAGCGGAGGCGAACGUUUUGAUACAAGUGACACGCGCGUCGCAUCGUCGACUUC